CUCUGCAGGCAGGAGACUUGUGGGAGAAUUAAGUAUUCUGUGGCAUCCGUAUGUGUGGCACAGAAGAGAAACAAUUUUUCUGUGGUGUAGUAUUAACUAACCUCAGAAACCUUUUUAAUAUAAACUUUGUAUUUAAAGUUUAAAGUCUUGUGUAUGUGUUUUAUGAUUUAAAGUAUACGUUGUUAAAAAAUGACUUUGUAUUAAUUUUAAAGCUACCACUCCAAAAUACGAAUUAUAAUUUGGUAAUUUGUCGUUUGCAUAAAAUGGCUGGCGAAGUUAUUGUAGACGCUUUACCGUAUAUAGAUCAAGGAUAUGAUGAACCAGGAGUUCGAGAAGCGGCUUUUGCAAUGGUUGAAGAAGAAUGCAGGCGAUAUAGACCAACCAAGAAUUAUUUAGAACAUCUUCCUCCAUUAAACAUAUCUGGUUUUGAGACAGAAAUCAUGCAUAACGAGUUCGAAAGACUUCAAAACCGAUUACCUAUGGAAACCAUUUCUAUGAAACGAUAUGAAUUGCCACCACCACCUACUGGAAAAUUAACUGAAUUAAAUGCAUGGGUGGAAUGUGUAAAUAAUUCUCAGGCUCAAUUGGAACAUCAAGCUGUAAGAAUUUUAAACUUACAACUAAUGAUGGAAUAUUGUUGCCCUGCAUGGCAACGAUAUUUACAAACACUCCAAGAUCUAGAGAAAAUUGCCUCUAAAAAAUUAUCCACACUUAGACAAGCAUUACAGGAAGUAAAUUGGCAAAGAAAAUCACUUCAAACUAAAGGUGGAGAUCAGUUGAAAAAUUUGGAAGCUAAAUGGGUGGCCUUAGUGUCACACAACUAUGAAAUUGAACAAGCUUGUUGUAUGGCUGAAGAAUAUAUUGCCCGAGUAAAGCAAAACCCACAAUUAAUUGACAUGCAAGUAGUUGCAAAUAGCAAUAACUUAUAAAUAAAAUGUAACUUUAGUUUCUAGAUAUUAUAUAUUUAAUGUAAAUCAAUUUUUUAUUUCUUCAUUCAGUAAUAUACUAGUAUUGAAG
Molecule: messenger RNA, 1017 nt
Organism: Sitophilus oryzae (rice weevil)
Lineage: Eukaryota; Metazoa; Arthropoda; Insecta; Coleoptera; Curculionidae
Gene: BCAS2
Product: pre-mRNA-splicing factor SPF27
Exons: 2
Coding region: 264-929 (221 amino acids)
Biological process (GO): mRNA processing
Cellular component (GO): catalytic step 2 spliceosome; Prp19 complex; precatalytic spliceosome
Source: RefSeq, a predicted model, not a curated record